CCUGCCCGCCCGCCGCCUGCCGCCCGCCUGCCGCCCGCCCGGCUCGCGGGGCCGCGCUGUCCGCCGCCUGGAAUCGCAGGAGCCAGAGAUGGAUUUGCGGGCAUGGAGAGCGUGAGGAAGGACCCAGUUCCUGCUGACAGAGAAGGCUGGCUGCUGACCCAGGGUGUGUCUCCAGGAGGCCGACCAGGCUGCCCAGUUCCCCACCUCGCCACCAUGGGCUGCCCAGGCUGGGCAGGAUGGCGCAGUGGUGAAAGCACAGACCUAGAGCCAGGUGGCCUGGCCUCAAACCCCCCGCCCUGCUACUUGCCGACCAGAGGACUCUGCAUGAGUUACCGAACUUCUCUGUGCCUUGGUGUCCUCACCAUGUAAAAGGAGGAUGGUUCCCGCCCCACAGGAUGGCUGUAUUUAAUGAGCUAAUAUGUUUGAAAUGCUGAGAAGGCCCCCUGACAUGUGCAUGGUGGCCAGUCAGUAUUCGCUGAGUGAAUGAAUAUAAUCCUUGCUCCAGUAUGACCAUCCUGCAGCUGGUUCAGACAGACGCAGGUCCCAUGUGUCCCAGGAUUCACCUGGUCCCACCACAAGCCUCUCCUGUUCCUCCCAGCCUCCUGCAAGGCACCCGGGAAUGUUCCUGCUGCCGGCCAGCCACAGCCUGGGCAUCAAGAGAGAGUGAGGGUCCGAGGGCAGCGGUGCUAGUCAGACCAGCUGAUUCCUGCUGGAGGCUCCUGACAUCUGGGGAGAUGACGUCUGCGCCCCCCGACUGCCUGCUGCGGCUGCUCCGGGGCACCCUGAGGCAGCGGGUCUGCACCCUGUUCAUCAUCGGCUUCAAGUUCACGUUCUUUGUCUCCAUCAUGGUCUACUGGCACGUCGUGGGAGAGCCCGGGGGCCGAGGACAGCUCUCUAACCUGCCUGUCGACGUCCCCUGCCCCCACGUGGUCCCCCCGACCCCCCUGCCCUCUGGCACCCCGCCUCCAGGCAACAUCUUCUUCCUGGAGACCUCCGACCGGACGAACCCCAACUUCCUGUUCAUGUGCUCUGUGGAGUCAGCCGCCAGGGCGCACCCCGAGUCCCCGGUGGUGGUCCUGAUGAAGGGACUGACUGGCGGAAAUGCCUCCCGCCCGCGGCACCUGGGCCUCUCGCUCCUGGGCUGCUUCCCCAACGUCCAGAUGCGCCCCCUGGACCUGGGGGAGCUCUUCCGGGACACGCCCCUGGCCGCCUGGUACGUGGCCGUGCAGCGGCGCUGGGAGCCCUAUCUGCUGCCCGUGCUCUCGGACGCCUCCAGGAUCGCGCUGCUGUGGAAGUUUGGCGGCAUCUACCUGGACACGGACUUCAUCGUCCUCAAGGACCUGAGGAACCUGACCAACGCGCUGGGCACCCAGUCCCGCUACGUCCUCAACGGCGCCUUCCUGGCCUUCGAGCGGCACCAUGAGUUCAUGGCGCAGUGCAUGCAUGACUUCGUGGCCCACUACAACGGCUGGAUCUGGGGCCACCAGGGCCCGCAGCUGCUCACGCGGGUCUUCAAGAAGUGGUGCUCCAUCCGCAGCCUGAGUGAGAGCCGCACCUGCCGCGGCGUCACCACCCUGCCCCCUGAGGCCUUCUACCCCAUCCCCUGGCAGAACUGGAAGAAGUACUUCGAAGACAUCACCCCGGAGGAGCUGACCCGGCUGCUCAAUGCCACCUUCGCGGUCCAUGUGUGGAACAAGAAGAGCCAGGGCACGCGCUUCGAGGCCACGUCCAGGGCCCUGCUGGCCCAGCUCCACGCCCGCUACUGCCCCACGACGCACGAGGCCAUGAAGAUGUACUUGUGAGGGGGCCUGCCGGCUCACCUCUCUGCACAUGGCAGAGAGGGGCUCUGGGUACCUGCCUUCCUGGGGGAGGUGAGAUGGGAGGGGUGGAGACGGGGAGGCUGGGUUGCUGCAGCCCCGGGAUCUGGGGCAGGUGG
Molecule: messenger RNA, 1936 nt
Organism: Dama dama (fallow deer)
Lineage: Eukaryota; Metazoa; Chordata; Mammalia; Artiodactyla; Cervidae
Gene: A4GALT
Product: alpha 1,4-galactosyltransferase (P1PK blood group)
Exons: 4
Coding region: 507-1802 (431 amino acids)
Biological process (GO): protein O-linked glycosylation
Molecular function (GO): acetylglucosaminyltransferase activity
Source: RefSeq, a predicted model, not a curated record